Messenger RNA from Radiomyces spectabilis, 438 nucleotides. RefSeq lists its product as uncharacterized. The coding region runs from base 1 to 438 and encodes 145 amino acids. The transcript is spliced from 2 exons. NCBI's taxonomy places the organism in Eukaryota, Fungi, Mucoromycota, Mucoromycetes, Mucorales, Radiomycetaceae. The record is from RefSeq and is a predicted model, not a curated record.
AUGCAGGUAGAAAAAGAUGCAAAGCCUAAUGGUGAUGCCAUUAUGAGGGAAAUUUCAGUGAAGCGAAAUUAUACACGCUAUUCUGAGCAGGACAAAGUGAGCUUCUUCAAGUUGACGUUUAAGAGGUAUUUGAGUGCGGCCGCUGCUGCAAAACUUGGGGAUUCGUGUGCACAAAAAUGGGCUGCACAAUACAAAAAAAAAAAUCCCGACAGCAUCUUUGAGAAACACAGAAAGACUGGCCGUCCAUGUAUUCUCCUUGAAGAAUACAAACCCGCUAUUCACGAGUGUAUUGAUGAGAGUCCUUCCAUCGUCCUAGACGAAGUAAUGAAGAAGUUUAACUCGUUUUAUGGCGUGGUCAAAGAAAGUUGUAACAGCAGUGAUCACAGUUCUCAAAAUAUGAGCAACAACAACAACCAUUUUGGGCGCGAUUUCCACUGA